CCUCUUCAGGAUAAAUUAUAGGUACAUGGAUACUUCCUUAAUCUAAUGCUCCCGUCUUAUCGAUAGUAACCGAUAAGUGUGCUGGCAAUAGACCCACUUGUUGCUAGGCCAAUUCCAAGUUGUUGACUUUUGACAUCAUUCUACCCAACCUCUCCCAGCCACACAUUUCCGAAACCACCUUGUCAGCCAUAGAAACCACCGGACAACCGCCUCGUCGUAACGGUGCAACGCUUACCUUUUCUUUCUUUCCUUACUCACCCAAAUCAACCGCUCACAACGUAACGUCAACAAGGUGCAUGAGCGAGCACCUGUCAACAAUACUUCCAGCAAUUCUCACCUCGUGCAUUCCAGAUUGCAACGAGGGUGGGUUCGAUCAAGACACCUUUCCAACAUCAGCUUGGCUGGUUCUUCCAGUAGAAUACCAGCCGAGUCAUUAGUUUCACCAAACUCUACUCCUCAUUCCAACCAGAAAUAAUAACGUCGUUUAUUCGGCACUUGACACGCCACGAAGAUGGCACCUCUACCAAGUCUAGCGGCACACGCCCGUAGCUUGCUAUCCGCAGCUCGGGACACAGCGAACGACCUCGCCGCCCGCUCGACGACCAACAUCCCUAGCUCCCCGGCCGACGCUCUCCAACAACUCGGGCCCCUAGCCGCCCGAUCAAUUCUACUAGCACGAGACGAUGACAACGGCGAACAGAAGGUCGACCCGCACAAGGGUGCCGUGCGGCCGCAGGACAUUAAUAAUACGUUCGUGUUCGUGUUAUUCGGUCUCAUCGGCGCUGCCUUCGUGUGCACCGGUAUUUGGUUUUUCUUCUGGGCUAAGAACGGCGGCUUCUACUUCAAGGAAGAUGACUGGGAUGACUACAAGUCCACUGUUCUCCGCCGCAAGGGCCCUAACGGCACUAUCUUAUCUAACGCUACCGCCACCACCCAACUCGGCGGCGGUUCCGUCUACAAAGACGUCGACGAUGGCCGCACCGAGUACACAGGCGGUCUAACGCAGAUCACAGGCGACACAGGAAGCACACUCACCGGAAUCACAGCAGGCGCCUCCGAUCUCUCCGCACGCGAACGCCGCCGCCAGAAACGCGAACGCAAAGACCGCGAGCGCGAGAAGAAAAAGGACCGCCGCAACCGCGAAAAAGCCGGCCGUCGCGUCGGCGAAGAUGGCGUCCUAGUCGACGAACAAGCCGAGGCCGAUGCAAAGGACCAACUACGCGCGUACCGCAACGAGAAGGCCGCCCGCGUUGGCGGCAUCAACAAGGAAAGCGAGGGCAGCACCUGGGAUGGCUCGACAAACCCCGAGAGCUCGACGGCGGGUAGUGACCUCCACAGCAAUCGGCAUAGCAGGCAUAGCAAGCACAGCGGCGCCAGCGAGACCACAGCCGAAGGCGGACGGCAUAAGAGCGGCGGCGGUAUUCGUAAAGUCUACAGCACGGCGGACCGUAAUGCAGAUCGGGAGAAACGCGCUGAGGCCCGACGCUUGCGCGAGGAGAGCCGUGCUAGCGGUAGUGGUGGCGCUAGCGGCAGCGGCGUGAAGCGCGAUUAUAGUUUCCAGCGCGCUCGAGCGGGCCCGCAGAGCGCGGUUUCGUCGGGGGUGCGGGCGAGCACGAUCGAGGAGGAGCCGAGGGAAAUGGCCGAGAGCAGUGUAGGCGGUAGGUUCCUGCCGCCGCCGAGCGGAUGGGUUCCCAGCGAGGUUAGCGCCGAGAGCGCCGACACGGGAACUAAGUCGUACCAUCAUAUUAUCCCCGGCUUGUCGCCUAGCACGGUAAGCGGCACGGAUGUCAGGGAUUAUGCGGAGGAUAAGGAUAAAGAUAGGAAGAAGAAGCGUGGAUCGAGGGGGCAGCGGAGAGAGUAGGGGGUGAAUGGG
Messenger RNA from Daldinia loculata, 1873 nucleotides. RefSeq lists its product as uncharacterized. Bases 512 to 1861 code for a protein of 449 amino acids. NCBI's taxonomy places the organism in Eukaryota, Fungi, Ascomycota, Sordariomycetes, Xylariales, Hypoxylaceae. The record is from RefSeq and is a predicted model, not a curated record. The transcript has a single exon.